AAUGACAAAACUCGUGUUUAAUGAUAAACCUUGAACGAAAAGUAGAUUUAAUUUUAUAUUUUUAUAGCACAGCCCACGGGGCCAUGGCUAUAAAGUAUUCUUCAAUUAAUUCAAUUCUUCACUCUUGUAGUGGUAGUAUUAUAAUUUUAGAAUAAUCAAAUAUCGAAUUAAAGUUUAUUUUGACCUGUGUUAUGACUGAUUAAUAUCAUCGCUCAUUAAUUAUUCUCUUUCUUUACAAUUGUGUUUUAAUCCGAUUUGUUCCGUAUUCAUCAUCUUUAUGAUUGAUAAAAUUUAUUAUCGAUGGAGUUGAAUGAUUAUUACAGUUCUCAUAAAAGUAGCUCGAAUGAAGAAGAAGCAUUACUGAAGCGUUUAAUUGCUCUAAAAAAGCAACUAGAUGAUGAUGAUGAUGAUGAUGAGGAUAAACCAAAAUUACAACGGACUCUUAAUAAUAUCAAAGAAAAUAUUGUUACUAAUAAAAAUAUUAAAUCAACAUCAAAAUUUAAGUAUUGCAAGGAUAAUAAUCAUACAGCUAAUAAAUUCCUUUCUACAAAAAUAGAUAAUCGUAAUUUUACUAACCGACAAAGUAAAAUUAAACAAAAUAGCUUAUUUGUUAAGACUAAUAAUUCUUCUUCUAAAGUGUUUAACAAACAAAAUGUGCUACAUUUCACUGCUGUCAAAACUGUUAUAAACAAAAAAAAUCCUGAAAUCUCAAAUAAUACUCAAAAUAUCAUAAAGUAUAAUUCAGAGAUUAAUGAAAUUUUGAAAAAUAGCAUUGUUAAUAAUUGCAAUUUAUCAUCAAAUGAAACAAGUUGUUAUGAAACUUCUGAUAUUUCACAAAUAUUGCAUAAUGUUGAUAAAUAUAUGAUUAAUGUUGAAGAUUAUUUAACUUCAUCAAAAUAUGUCGUUGAUAAAGAAGUAAACUCUUCAUCAGCUAAGAAAACUAAUCAAUCAAAAAAUGUUCAUGUCAAUAGGAAAUUUCAAAACCAGUUAAUUUCUAAUAAUUUGUUAAACUCAAACUUAAAAAAUGUACCAAAUUCUUUAGCAUCUAUUAAUAAGUCAACAAGUAUCAAUAAAAAAAAAAUAAUAAAGAAAUUAUCUGGAAAAAUAAUUGGAUCACCUAAUCUUGUAAAGAUAGGUAACACAAAAUUAGUACGUCAAUCAUUAUUUAGAAAUAAAUGGAAAAUCAACAAUAAACUUAAUUGCAUUGAAAAUAAUACAACUGAACGUAAACCACUCUCAACUUUACAAUGUCCGACAUUAAAUACAUUAAUACCAUAUAAAAAAAUAGAAUGGACUAAAGUUACUAACUCAACACCUGUACUUAAAUCUAAAUUAUCUAACUCAAGUAAUAUUAAUAAGUUAAAAUGGACAAAACCCAGUAUAUUAUUGGUUAAUAACGUGAAAAAUAAUACCCAUUCUUCAAUACCAAAAGCUGAUAAAUUAAUUUUAUUUGGCAAGAAUAAAAUAAUUAGACAAUCAUUAAUAAAUCCAAUACAGUCAAAAACCAAAUCUUAUAUGCUCAAACAUCUUUCACAUAGAUUUGCUCUAAUGAGAAAAUUACAGCAAAAAAACAUUGUUGCUAAAAUAAAAACUGUUACAAACAAUGAACAAGUUAAAAAUAUGUUAUUGAAAAAUACUGUAAUUAAGCCAAUUGAAAUUAAAAGAAAUGGAAAAAGGUCGUAUUCCGUGUAUUCAUAUAUAAAUCCAAUAUUGAGAUCAAAAACAAAUAGUAUUAAGUUGGAAAAAACCAGAUCCACUGAUAAUAAAAUACGUUUGCUUAACAUUUCUAAUAACAAACCUCAACAAAAUUUUAAAAUUAUAAAUAAUGAAAAAAAUAAAAUUCAAAAUUUAAGUUUAACAAAUAAUAAAACCCUCCAACGGCUCAAAAGUAAAAAAACACUUACCAAACAGCUUUGUCUAAUAUUUAAUCGGUUUGGCGUUUGUUCUAAAUUGAAUCAAGGAGAAUGUGAUAAACGUCAUUACAAAAAAUACAUCAUCCUAUGCACAAAGUUUCUAACAGGAGAAUGUCUUAAAGAGAAUUGUACAUUAUCACAUAAUAUUGUGGAAGAAAAAAUUCCAUUUUGUAAGCAUUAUUUAAAUAGUGUUUGUGUUCAAUUAAAUUGCCCGUACUUACACGAAUAUAGAAGUAAAAACACUCCUAUUUGUAAAAAAUUUCUUGACGGUUCAUGUAAUUGGGGAAAAAAAUGCCCUAAAAAACACUUGAAUCUAUGUCCAAUUUUUGAAACAAAGAAUGAAUGUCCACAUGGUCAAAAAUGCUUAUACCCUCACAUUCAAUGUGAAGAGAAAAAUACUGUUGUUGAAAUCAAUGAACCCAGAUACUUUGAGAUAUCGAUACCCAAUAGUAAUGAAUCUAAUGAAAACGAGUCCAUUCAUAUUGUACCCAAACGCCGCGCACCUUUAUUGGACUUACCAUCUUAUAUACCUUUGAAAAAACAAUAAGUUGUCUACAAUUAUGUAGAUUUACUUUUAGGGAAAUGUUCAAUAUCAAAAAGUCUGGUAUGUAAAAAGUUAUUAUUUUUAAUUUGUACAUGUGUAUGGACUACAUAAUUAAAUAUCCAAUUAAAAUAAUUAUUGGUGAACAUGUUUUUAUACAUAUAAAUAAUAUAUAUAUAUAUA
Molecule: messenger RNA, 2637 nt
Organism: Rhopalosiphum maidis (corn leaf aphid)
Lineage: Eukaryota; Metazoa; Arthropoda; Insecta; Hemiptera; Aphididae
Gene: ZC3H3
Product: protein PF14_0175
Exons: 7
Coding region: 301-2460 (719 amino acids)
Cellular component (GO): nucleus
Molecular function (GO): metal ion binding
Source: RefSeq, a predicted model, not a curated record